Molecule: messenger RNA, 2630 nt
Organism: Melanaphis sacchari
Lineage: Eukaryota; Metazoa; Arthropoda; Insecta; Hemiptera; Aphididae
Product: DNA polymerase eta-like
Exons: 8
Coding region: 402-2630 (742 amino acids)
Biological process (GO): error-prone translesion synthesis; response to radiation
Cellular component (GO): replication fork; site of double-strand break; nucleus
Molecular function (GO): DNA-directed DNA polymerase activity; damaged DNA binding
Source: RefSeq, a predicted model, not a curated record
GAUAACAUUUCCAAAUAUCGUAAAAUAAUUAAAUUUAUAAAUUAUAAUUUUAUUAUUCGUGCUUUCGAUUCGUUUCGUGUUCUUGAAAAACUUCCUACCCAUCACUCUUCAAUGAAUAUUUCUACGCGGCAUCUACAAAAUCACCACUAGGUGCUCAGUCCGCGUUGAAAUGUUUUUUUACUGUGUACUUUUCAAAAGGUCGAGUACACCGUCGACUUGAACAAUAUUGUUUUUUAGGUCGACAUUUGUCUCGUCGUACAGUCAGAAAAUGAGUUGCGUGACAAUAUAAAAACCAUUGUAAACGACGCAUACGUCUGUUAUCAACGCUUGCAUUUUUGGCGCUCAUCUGCCACUUACUGGAAAUCGUUAUGAAACUGAUGUGAAAACGGUCCGAUUCGAUCAUGAACGAUUGUGGUGCCAAACGAGUAGUGGCAUUAGUCGACAUGGAUUGUUUCUAUUGUCAAGUAGAAGUUCAACACAACCAGUCAUUGAUUGGAAAGCCGGUCGCAGUUGUCCAGUAUAACAGUUGGAGAGGCGGUGGCAUAAUCGCUGUAAAUUAUGAGGCAAGAGCAAAAGGAGUAAACCGACAUAUGAGAGGAGACGACGCUGUACAGGCAUGUCCAGAUUUAAAUUUAGUACGUGUGAAAGAGCUUCAUGGAAAAGCAGAUUUAUCAAAAUAUCGUACAGCCAGCCAAAAAGUAUUUGAGGUCCUCAGUGAAUUUAGUUCUUGUGUACAAAGAGCUAGUAUUGAUGAGGCUUAUGUUGAUUUAACUAGCGUGGUUAAUGAUUAUAUUUCAACUAAUCAUAAUAUAAUAACAGAAAAUGACCUUACCAAUACAUUUGUUGAAGGUUAUUCAGGUCAUAACUCUGAAGAUAAAAGUGUGAGUAUAAAAUCUUGGCUCCACGAUGUAUACAACAAUGAGUUACAAGAUGAUUACUUAUUACGUUUAACAAUCGGAGCUAUGAUGGUUGAAAAAUUAAGAAAAUCAAUUUUUGAAAAAACUGGUUUUCGUUGUUCAGCUGGAAUUGCAAAUAACAAGAUUCUAUCUAAGCUUGCGUGUGGCUUACAUAAGCCUAAUCAACAAACACUGUUGCCACCUUCUAGUGUACCUCAUUUGUUUGAAUCUAUACCUAUUAAAAAAAUUAAAAAUUUAGGUGGUAAAUUAGGAAAUAGAAUUAAGCAAGAAUUUAACUGUAAAUUCAUGUCAGAUUUAGCUGCAAUACCUUUAAAUGAUUUACAAAAAAAAUUUAAUGCCAAAACAUGUAACUUUUUGUGCCAAAUCUCCAAAGGUAUAGAUCAUGAACCUGUGGAAUCUAGAAUUAUACCCAAAUCAAUUGGCAGUUGUAAAUCAUUUCCUAUAGGCCUUAAAGUCAAAGAUGAAAUAAAAUUGUGGUUGAACACGUUAAUCAAUGAUAUUGUAGAAAAACUAAAUGAUGAUUUUGAGGCUAACAAAAGAAAAGCAACAUUGAUGACUGUCAGUGUUAGAUAUUUAGAUAAAAAUACAAAAUUGCCGACUUCACAGUGUUUUGAAGUUACAACAUAUAAUCAUAAUAAAUUAUUGGAUGCUGCCUUCUCGUCAUUGUGCACCAUGACUGAAAAUCAAAAGUCUUUACAUUGGAAAAAUCCAAUAUCUUUUUUAGGUAUAGCUAUUGGAAAGUUUUUAGAAAUUAAUGCCAAAUCAUCAAUAGACAAUUAUUUUAACAAAGGAGCUGUCAAAGAAGAAAAAGAUAAUAACAUUCCAUUACCAAGGCCAGAAAAAAGUACAACUAGCUCUAAAAUCAUUAUUGAAAGUGAUAGUUCUACGCCAAUUAAUCAACAACAAUUUAAUACUAAAGCUAACACAUUAUUGUCUAAUCAUCAUCCAUCAUCAUUAAAUUACUCUAAAGAUAAAAAGAAAGAAACAUGUACUAACGAUGUAAAGAAUUUAAAAACUAUGUUUGCUCAAAUGAAAGAUUCUUCUAGUUCUUCAAUUCAAUCUUCUUCAACAUUACAAAAUAAGAGUUCUAAAAAAGAAAUUAGACAGCAGUAUAAACAUGACAUAAACAGUUUUUUCACAAAAAAAUUGGAAAUUAUUUCUCCGGUUAAAAAUCAAGUAAAUGGGAAAAUAACUACAGUAGUAGAUAAAUGCUCAUCAGCAAGUUCAGUGGGAUUUUUAUCGGAAAGCUCUGAUGUAAUUUAUCCGACAAAAAAAAUAUUGAAGGAUAAUCAUGACAGACCAGAUCAAUCAACAGAAAGUUUUUUCUCAAAAAAACUGGAAAUUGUAUCACCAACAAAACAUCAAAAAAUAAAUGAUUCAAAGUCAGUGCCAAUUGUUCAAUCUUCCAUUACAAAAGAUACUAUUGAUUGUGCAUCUUUUGCGUUAUUAUGCGAACGGUGUAACAAAAUGAUUGAAAUUGAUGCAUACGACGAGCACAUAGACCAUCAUGUGGCAUUAGAAUUGAGCGAAAGUUUGAAUACUAUUAACCCUCUACAACCAUUAAAUAACAAAAUAAUCAAAAAUGAACUAUCAAAAAAGAAAAAAAAUGAGUCUGGUAAAAAACGUAAACACAAUUCAAAAGCUUCAAGUUCAAAUUCCAAGAAACCAUGUACCAGUAUUUCUUCAUAUUUUAAACCACUUUUAAACCCUUGA